Molecule: messenger RNA, 724 nt
Organism: Anopheles bellator
Lineage: Eukaryota; Metazoa; Arthropoda; Insecta; Diptera; Culicidae
Exons: 1
Coding region: 85-603 (172 amino acids)
Source: RefSeq, a predicted model, not a curated record
CCGAGCCUGCCGGUAUCACUCGUCAGUAGCGCGUCAGUCUCGUACCAACAGUCCACAGUCCCCAUAUCCUCUCCCAUACACACGAUGCAGCGUGGAUUGGUUGCCCUCGGUGCCCUGGCAGUAGUACUGGCACUCGGUGGCGUCAUCUGCACCCCGCUAGCCGAUACCGGUCCGGCUUCGGAGGCUCUUCUCGUGGGAUCACUCGAGUUCGGUCCGAGCGCCGCCGAUGGAACGCUGCGGUCGAGCAAUCAAGCAGCAGGUCAAGUACUGGAGAGCACCCAGCUCGAUCGGAGCGAUGCGGUGGCGAACCGGCAUCAGAUCGUGUACACGCUCGGGGGACGCCGACCCGGCGACCGGCUCGUUGGGCUCUCGUCGGACAGCAAAUUUUGGUCCACCGCUCAGGAUGUGAAGCUGGACCUGCAGUACCCGCAGGCCGGCGUCGGAGCCGUCGUCACGUACGUGGAGGUCACGGUAGACCAGAGCAGCCAGGCCGGGACCGGGUACGUCGUGGCGGGCGGUAUCGGGCAGCGCUUCGUACGGCUCGUGAUCGAGGCGUACGGUACGCAGCACUUCACCUAUACCGCCGCCAUCUACGGUGUUUGAACUGUCAGCAGCCCCAUGACACCGAUUCGAGCUGGCAGCCCAGCAAUAAGCAAUAAUAAAUAGACCACCGGGGCGCGGGAAGACUGCUGACUACGCAGCCCGGUCUUGCCUUUGUGGCGUU